CGCUGACAGUCGCUCUAUGAAUGGUUGUCUAUUAACUUGUUCAAAAAGUAUCAGGAGUUGACAAGGGCUCAGGCGAGGAGGGAAAGCGAGUUUGUGUUGAUUCUUCAAGACUAAAAAAAUAAGUUUGUGGGCUCAACAGGACCCGAGAGCGCGUACCUCCUCAGCAAAGUUCCCACAACUGCUAAGGUAACUUCAGCAGCCUGCACUUUGGACUUCUUUGCGUGUUUUUUGUUUUGUUUUUGUUUUUACUUCUGGUGGGGAAGACUUUCACGAAAUCGUUUUAAAUGUAUAACAUGAUGGAGACCGAGCUGAAACCCCCGGUGUCUCAGCCGAACACGGGGGGCACGGGGAACACCAACUCUUCAGGAAACAACCAGAAAAACAGCCCGGACCGGGUCAAGAGACCCAUGAACGCCUUCAUGGUGUGGUCGCGGGGCCAGAGGAGGAAAAUGGCACAGGAGAACCCCAAAAUGCACAAUUCGGAAAUAAGCAAGCGCCUUGGGGCCGAGUGGAAACUUCUGUCCGAGAGCGAGAAGCGGCCGUUCAUCGACGAAGCCAAGCGCCUUCGGGCUCUCCACAUGAAGGAACACCCGGAUUACAAAUACAGACCCCGGAGGAAAACCAAGACCCUCAUGAAGAAGGACAAGUACACCCUGCCGGGCGGGCUUCUGGCGCCGGGCGGCAACGGCAUGGGCGCCGGUGUGGGUGUAGGGGCCGGUUUGGGCUCUGGGGUCAACCAGAGGAUGGACAGUUAUGCCCACAUGAACGGCUGGGCCAACGGAGGCUACGGCAUGAUGCAGGAGCAGUUGGGUUACCCGCAGCACCCGGGACUGAACACGCACAACACGGCGCAGAUGCAGCCCAUGCACCGCUACGACAUGAGCGCGCUCCAGUACAACUCCAUGAGCAACUCGCAGACCUACAUGAACGGAUCGCCCACCUACAGCAUGUCCUAUUCGCAGCAAAGCACGCCGGGAAUGACGCUGGGCUCCAUGGGCUCGGUGGUCAAGUCCGAGUCCAGCUCGAGUCCGCCGGUGGUCACGUCGUCCUCUCACGGCCGGGCCGGACAGUGUCAAACAGGGGACCUGCGGGACAUGAUCAGUAUGUACCUGCCUGGCGCGGAGGUGCAGGACCAGAGCGCGCAGAGCAGACUGCACAUGUCCCAACACUACCAGAGCGCGCCUGUGCCCGGCACGACGAUCAACGGCACCAUGCCCUUAUCACACAUGUAAAUGACUUUUCUACAAUUUGGACUAUUUUUGUACAGGACACUUUGGGGAGGGAAAAGUUGUAUAGCUCUCAAGGAAAGAACACAAACGUUUGCUUUCUAUUUAAAAUGGAACGGUAGGAACUCCACACAGUUUUUCGUUCUGUCGUUCUUUUUUAUUUUCUGGUUCUGUUCUGUUCUCUCUUUUUUUAUUGCAGAAGGUGUAUGAGAUUUGGAAAACUUAAGCGAUUGAGAGUGAAUCAAAUGUUUUAUUAUUGCAAUUGACUUGUGUACAGUAUUUAUCAAAGACACAUAAUAACAACCAGAUUUAAUGUUUGUCAACAGCAGGAAGUUACGUUUUUUAUAAAAGGCAAACAAGAUGGCAAAACUGAUUUACUUCAGUAUAUGCUUCAAAAUUCUGCGAACGCUGGAAGAACGGGAUAAAAAGAGUUUCUCGAUGAAGUACAUAGUAAUAAACCGUUAUUAUUAUUAUUAUUAUUAUGAGUUCUAAAUGACAGAACAAACAGUGGCACUCUCGCAGGUUCGACCUUUUAUUUGAUUUGAUUUGAUCAUUUUCGUUCUCCCAUUCUUCAUCUAUUAGGCAUAUGAAGUUUGUGUUCUUUAUUUUCUCAUGGUUUAUAAAUUUUCUGUACAUUUUCUGUGAUAUUUUAAGUUUUU
Messenger RNA from Carassius auratus (goldfish), 1885 nucleotides. Its product is annotated as transcription factor Sox-2-like. Gene Ontology annotation, cellular component: nucleus. NCBI's taxonomy places the organism in Eukaryota, Metazoa, Chordata, Actinopteri, Cypriniformes, Cyprinidae. Bases 285 to 1232 code for a protein of 315 amino acids. Gene Ontology annotation, biological process: brain development; positive regulation of transcription by RNA polymerase II; neuron differentiation. The transcript has a single exon. Gene Ontology annotation, molecular function: DNA-binding transcription activator activity, RNA polymerase II-specific; RNA polymerase II cis-regulatory region sequence-specific DNA binding. The record is from RefSeq and is a predicted model, not a curated record.